Messenger RNA from Ceratosolen solmsi marchali, 548 nucleotides. RefSeq names its product patronin-like. NCBI's taxonomy places the organism in Eukaryota, Metazoa, Arthropoda, Insecta, Hymenoptera, Agaonidae. The transcript is spliced from 4 exons. Gene Ontology annotation, molecular function: microtubule minus-end binding; calmodulin binding. Gene Ontology annotation, biological process: cytoplasmic microtubule organization; negative regulation of microtubule depolymerization. Gene Ontology annotation, cellular component: microtubule minus-end. Bases 120 to 548 code for a protein of 142 amino acids. The record is from RefSeq and is a predicted model, not a curated record.
AUUGUAGUUCGCCGUUUAAAGUGAAGUGUUUGGCAACAUUCUUAAAUUUAAAAAUGGGGCCGUAUGCGUUUAAGGUGUAGGUUUUGAAUGACAUCACAAUUGGAAGCAACAUCAACGUCAUGCUGGCAUUAACGACAACGCAUCAGCCUAUUAGGCUUGAAACUGACGACGUCAGAAACAUGAUGAGAAACAUCAAAGUCACUACCAUAUAUGCCAAACAACGUGCCUCUGUAAAAUGGCUUUUAUCAAAAGCUUACAACAAUCGUGUUCCCGAAAAACUAAGGGAGCCUUACUAUCUUGAUCAUGGGGAUCAAGAACAAUUAAAGCCACAAAUCGUACAUGCACUCUCUAAUGCUGAGUUAUACUGCUUGGCUUUGGCAAACAUUUAUUCAGAUCCUAAUUACCAUAAUCAGAAUCAUACUGGCAUCCUUCAAGCUCUUGCGAGAAAAGGCGUAUUCGUUACCGAAUCAAAUAGCACACCACUCACCGAAACGAUUCUUAUUCAAAAUUCGCCAGUUAAAAUGAUGUUACUCUAUGAUUUUUACUAA